Molecule: messenger RNA, 2160 nt
Organism: Zonotrichia albicollis (white-throated sparrow)
Lineage: Eukaryota; Metazoa; Chordata; Aves; Passeriformes; Passerellidae
Source: RefSeq, a predicted model, not a curated record
AUGCCAGCGGAACGACGGCGGCCCCCGCGCGCCGCUGCACCGGCACGGUUCCACGGGGACCGGUGCAAAGCGACUCAGGACUUGAUCUGGGUUUCUCUGGGAGCGCUGUCUGGGCGAGCCCCUUCCCCCGGACGCUGUCUCUCCCCGCAGGUGAUGAUGCUGGGCAGCCCGCGGGUGGCCGAGCUGCUGCUGCUGCACGGAGCCGACCCCAACCGCCCCGACCCGCGCACCGGCUGCCUCCCGGUGCACGACGCGGCCCGCGCCGGCUUUCUGGGCACGCAGGCGGCGCUGCACCGGGCCGGGGCGCGCCUCGACCUCCCCGACGGCGGCGGCCGCCUGCCCCUCGACGUGGCGGCGGGGAGCCCGCACGGAGCCGUGGGGCGGUACCUGCGCGACCCUCCGGCCUGUGCCUAACCUCUCCCCGGGCCAUCCCCUCCCCAGACUUAUUGCCCACGCCCAGCUCGGGGGACACCAAGUGGAACAGCACUCAUGCGAUGUUGUGAAUAACCCCGGGUCGCGUUUCCCUGCUGGAUGCAGGAAGGACAAUAUUCUUUGCUCAUAACUGUAUAUUAUCCUGAUCUGGAAAUGCUAUGGCCGUCCCCAGGCCCCUUUUUUCACACAAGAGUCCAAACACUGAAGAGAAAUACGAAAUAUGAAGUAGGAAGCAUGAAAUACGAAGUGAGAAAAUACUAAAUGUGAAAAUAUUGAACAGCAGAUAUUGAAUAUUAAUUAUGAAAGAAAAUCCCCGCACAGAGAUAUGGUACUAUAAACCCUUCCUCUGUUUUGAUGGGGCUGCAUCUGGACUUUCUGCUCCCCGGUGACUCCCCGCUCAGGCUUGCUAGCCCUCCAUCUGAAGAAGAUGGGGGAGGUUUCAGGGUCUCCCUGACCUGACAGCUUCCUGUUUGAUUUUGGUUAAAGCAAUCUGAAGGGGUGCCGAACCCAAUCUGCCUUUAUCUGGCAAACGCUUCCUGGUGUGAUUGCAGCUUUGGUAAAUACCUUAUUAAAAGCACGUAGGAUGCUAUGCAUGUCUGUACACGUACUCACAGCUACACAUUUGUAACUUUCCUUGUGUAGGCUGCAACUAUAGGAGCUGGAAAGAGAAAAUAAAAAGAAAUUUGUGUCUCUGCAAGCCUGAUAACUCACAGCUACACAUUUGUAGCUUUCCUUGUGUAGGCUGCAACUAUAGGAGCUGGAAAGAGAAAAUAAAAAAUUUGUGUCUCUGCAAGCCUGAUACAAUAUGUAUCCUCAGUUGAAGUAUCCUCGUUGUUUUAACAAUUUGCAAGUGACCUCUUCUGAGUUAAAAUACUUCCAAAAAAUCACGUGAUUGUGAAACCAAGGCAGCCAUUAACGAAAAUAAAAAAAUCAUACAUCUGAGCUCAACUCCAGCGCUUCCCAAGAUGCCCAGAGGUGACACAUUCGGUGAGGAAACAAGGAAACCUUCGAAACAGCUCUGGGGCUGGCAGGGGAACGAGGAGGGGGCAAUCUGUUAUUUCUGUGACAGCCGAUACAUGUUUCACGGGCUGCUUCGGCGCGGGGGAGUUGGAUAGGAGCACCCCAGGAAAAAGAUAGAGCGGCAGCCCAGGCUCGGGCGAGGUGCAAGGAGGAGGCGGGCAGAGCCGAUGUCACGUCAGCGAGUCCCCAAGCCCCCAGAGAGCUGUGCUUGCGGGAGCGCACAGACAGCAGCGAGCCGGGCGGGGAGGCAGGCACGCCGCUCCCAGCCGGGGCGAGACAAGCGAUAGACCCUGCCUCCCUCCAAGGAACCCAAGUGGGGCUGUGCUCACACUUCCUGCGCCUCAGCGGCUGAGAAAGGGAAGCCCCGCAAGGCAGUGACAGAGUUCAGGUGUUGUACCUCAGCGCUAUAACUGGGCACUUUGCAGAGCUACCUGUAGAAAAGGUGAAAAAGAUUUAUCUUGGUUUUGCACUCCUGCUAAGUAUCCAACCCCUAGGUAUCUCAUGUAGAAACAUGAAAAAUAAUGUUUAUACCUUUUUUGUAACGUGUUGUUUAUUGUAAUGUGAUUUCAUACAAUGCCUGGUUUAUAAUUACUUCGUAUGUGUUGUCAUGCUAUAAAAUAUUUAGUUAUGUCAUUCAUGUAUAUAAUGUAUCUAUGUAAUAUCUAUAUAAAAUAUACACAAUACACAUAGAAAACACACAUAUAUAAA